AUCACAUCCCCCGCCAUCUCCCGCCACUUAUAACAUACAUACAUCUCUCUCUCUCUCUAAAAAUCAGAUCUAUUGAGCAGAAAACGCCGGCCACCUCAGUUGCUGAAGCUACGGAGAGUACAAAAACACGAUGUCCGACGAGGAGCCAGUAAUAGCCGGACGUCGGCGCACGCGGGGCGCCGGCGCGUCAGCGCGCUCAGAAGCGCUCGAGCGUCUGAAGGCACUCCGCCGCGGUGGCCGCCGGGAUCAGGACGCCGCUGGAUUCCAGAUCAAGAUGGAGCAGCCGAUUUACGACACCGUGGAUGAAGACGAGUACGAGGCCUUAGUCGCUAAGCGGCGUGACGAAGCCAAGGGUUUCAUUGUGGAUGACAACGGCUUAGGGUACGGCGAUGAAGGCCAGGAGGAAGACUGGUCCGUCGCGGGCGCGUCCUUAUCCUCCGAGGAAUCCGAGGGGGAAUCCGAGAGGUCCAGAAAGAAGAAGAAAGUUCUCAAUUCGGACAAGAAGGAGAAGGAAGCGGCCAAGAGGCCUUCUCCGCUAGCCUCUGCGGCGGCCUUGAUGGGUAAGCAGAGAAUUUCUAACAUGUUUACUUCGUCUGUGUUUAAGAAGGAUAUACAGAAGAAUGUUUCGUGUGAUAGUAUUGUUGAUGAUGUGAUUGCGGAGUUUGCACCUGAUGAGAAUGAUAGGGAGAGGAGAAGGAGAGCCAAUUCAAACAAUUUAGGUUUGAAUAAAUCCAGCAAUUUAGGGGUUUUGCCUGUUAAACUUGAGAAGCCUUUUGUAAAUAGUUAUACAAUUAAGAAUGACAUUCAUGAGACUAACAGCGGCAACGGUGAUGUGGGCGUUGAUCAUUCUGAAAAAUAUAACAUUAUCGUAGAUGAGGGUAAUAGUGCCAUUGAUGCCGAGAAAGGAUCCGAUGCAGCUGACAUGAUUAGAGACGAGGGAGCGAAGGAGAGUAGUGAAACUGUAAAAAAUGAGAAAAACGACUUAUUGUUGGUUAGUGAGUCUGAAGGGAAGGAGGUAAAGAAAAAUGUGUAUUCUCUGAAUGCGAAACUUGAAGAAGCUAAGGAUCCAGCGCUGAGUGCCAGUGUGGGGUGGCAAGCUGUAAGUGCUGGUAUUAUUGAUUGUAAGGGGACUGGGUUUGAGGUCGGAGGGAAUCAGGCAACAAGCAGUGAGGAAAAAUUAGACUUUGAAGUGGAGUCCGAUGGAUCAUUGCCUUUUUAUAUACUCGAUGCACAUGAGGAGAUCUAUGGUGCAAAUGCCGGGAAUGUUUAUCUCUUUGGAAAGGUCAAAUCAGGAGGUACAUACCAUAGCUGCUGCGCAGUUGUGAGAAACAUGCAGAGAUGCGUGUAUGCGGUCCCAAAUGUUUCUUUCAUACACAACGACUUAAUUACUGAGCUAGAAAAAAGAGUUGAAGAGUCACGAACAUCCAUCAUAGCUUGUAAGGAUUCAAUGACAAAGCAUGAGAGGGAUGGUGAAAAGCCCCAAAUUUCAUCCAUAGAUCUUAAAGGCACAACUGCAAAGCUAGAAAAAGAUCUAGAAGAGUCUCAAGCAGCUCUACGAGCUCAACUACAUGAGUUGGCAUCAGAAUUGAAGGCUGAAAUAACAAAGGAGUUACUGGAACGAAAUGUCUCAACUUUCAGCAUGUUUCUUGUCAAGAGAAACUAUGCGUUUGAGAGAUCAGACAUACCCCAUGGGGAGAAUUAUUUCCUAAAGAUCAAUUACCCGUUCAAGGAUUCACCACUUCCAUCAGAUCUUAAAGGGAACAACUUCCGUGCUUUGCUUGGAACUCACAAUAGUGGGCUGGAAAUGUUCCUAAUUAAAAGGAAAAUAAAAGGACCAUCAUGGCUAUCAAUAUCAAAUUUCUCCAGCUGCACAGCUUCUCAACGCGUGAGCUGGUGUAAGUUUGAGGUUAAUAUUGAUUUCUCAAAGGAUAUUCAAGUUUCAACUUCGUCGAAGAAUAUUUCAGAGAUUCCUCCAGUAGUAGUUACAGCUAUAAAUUUGAAAACAAUAAUCAAUGAGAAACAGAAUGUAAACGAAAUUGUCUCUGCAUCGGUCAUUUGCUGCCACAGGGCUAAGAUUGAUACUCCCAUGGUAACCUCAGACUGGACACGCCCAGGCAUGCUCAGCCAUUUUACUGUUGUGCGUAAACUUGAGGGAGGCAUAUUUCCAAUGGGUUUUACUAAGGAGGCAGCUGAGAGAAAUACAAAGGCAGGGUCAACUGUUAUUUGCUAUGAAAGCAGUGAAAGGGCUCUAUUAAAUCGUUUGAUGAUUGAGUUGCACAAAUUGGAUAGUGAUGUUCUAGUUGGGCACAAUAUUUCUGGCUUUGACCUGGACGUUCUUCUCCACAGGGUCCAGGCUUGCAGGGUUCCCAGCAACAUGUGGUCUAAAAUAGGCCGUCUCAAACGCUCCGCCAUGCCCAAACUUCAGAAAAAGGGGAGUUCAGUAUUUGGUUCAGGAGCAAGUCCGGGAAUCAUGUCGUGCAUUGCUGGCCGUCUCUUAUGUGACACAUACAUUUGUUCUCGUGACCUAAUAAAAGAGGUGUCUUACUCCCUGUCACAACUUGCAAAAUCACAGCUAAAUAAGGACCGAAAGGAAAUUAAUCCACAUGAUAUUCCAGAGAUGUUUCAAAGUUCUGGAUCACUUAUGGAACUUAUUGAGUAUGGGGAAACAGAUGCAUGGUUGUCUAUGGAACUCAUGUUCCAUUUGAGUGUUCUUCCCUUGACACGUCAAUUGACAAACAUUAGUGGAAAUCUUUGGCAUAAAACUCUCCAGGGUGCUAGGGCUCAAAGAGUGGAAUAUCUUUUGUUGCAUGCAUUUCAUGCCAAGAAGUUUAUUGUUCCGGACAAGUUUUCUCCUCAAUCCAGAGAUACAAGGACUGUAAAACGUAAAAGUAGUGCUGGUGCUGAUGAGAAUGAUCUCGAUGAUACAAAUUUUGAUGAGGCUCCAGAAGAUUCUCAUGGGAAAACCAAGAAGGGACCUUCCUAUGCUGGUGGAUUAGUGCUGGAGCCAAAGAAAGGACUCUAUGACAAGUAUAUAUUACUUCUGGAUUUCAACAGUCUCUACCCUUCUAUUAUUCAGGAAUACAACAUUUGUUUUACUACUGUUGAAAGAUCUCCUGAUGGAUCGGUUCCCCGUCUACCCUCUAGUAAAAAGACUGGAGUACUACCUGAGUUGCUUAGAAAUUUGGUUGAGAGAAGACGAAUGGUGAAAUCAUGGUUAAAAACAGCAACUGGCCUCAAAGUUCAACAACUUGACAUACAACAGCAAGCUCUAAAGCUGACAGCAAACAGCAUGUAUGGGUGCCUGGGAUUCUCCAAUUCAAGAUUCUAUGCAAAACCCCUAGCAGAACUAACAACACUACAAGGAAGGGAGAUUUUACAGAGCACUGUUGAUCUUGUUCAAAAUACUCUAAAUCUAGAGGUUAUUUAUGGAGACACAGAUUCAAUAAUGAUAUAUAGUGGACUCGAUGAUAUUGGAAAAGCUAAAGCUAUAGCGGGGAAGGUCAUUCAAGAGGUUAACAAGAAAUAUAGGUGUCUUGAGAUUGAUCUGGAUGGCUUAUACAAAAGAAUGCUUUUGCUCAAGAAGAAGAAAUAUGCAGCUGUCAAAAUGCAUUUUAAGGAUGGUAUAUCGUAUGAGGUUAUUGAGCGUAAAGGUCUUGAUAUGGUUCGGCGUGAUUGGAGUUUGCUAUCCAAGGAAUUAGGAGAUUUCUGUCUCGGUCAAAUAUUAUCUGGCGGGUCCUGUGACGAUGUUGUUGAAGUGAUACACAGCUCUCUCAUGAAGGUACAAGAGGAAAUGAGGAAUGGACAAAUACCACUUGAAAAAUAUGUGAUCACAAAGACACUAACCAAACCACCUGAAGCAUAUCCUGAUUCCAGAAGUCAGCCUCAUGUAGAAGUAGCACUUAGACUGAAGAGAAGUGGUUAUGUAACUGGUUGUUCUGCUGGAGAUACAGUACCUUAUGUCAUUUGCUGUGAGCAGGGAACUGGUUCUACUUCCUCAUUUGGAAUCGCCCAGCGGGCGAGACAUCCUGAUGAACUGAAAAAAGACAACGGAAACUGGAUUGUUGACAUUGACUAUUACCUAGCCCAGCAGAUUCACCCUGUAAUAUCUCGUCUAUGUGCAUCGAUUCAAGGUACAAGUCCAGCACGUUUGGCUGAUUGUUUGGGGCUUGACUCAUCAAAGUUCCAGAAUAAAUCAAUUGAUUCUGCCAGAAAUGAUCCGUCCAGCUUGCUAUCAUUUGUAUUGGAUGACGAAGAAAGAUAUCUUGGUUGUGAACCUUUGGUUUUAUCGUGCCCAAGCUGCUCGGGCACCUUCAGAUGCUCGCCAAUAUUGACAUCAGUUUGUACAUAUAUCAAUACCAAGCCAGAAGAUGUGCAAGCAGGAUCAACUAACAAUUUCUGGCAGAAAUUGUGCUGUCCGAGGUGCCCAGAAGGAGAUGUUGGGAAAAUAACUCCUGCCAUUAUAGCUAACCAGGUGAAAAGACAAGCUGAAAGAUUUGUGUCAAUAUAUUACAAGGGCCUGAUGAUGUGUGAUGACGAAACAUGCAACUACACUGCACGUGGUGUGAAUCUCCGUGCACUAGGGGAUUCCGAGAGAGGAACAACUUGUCCAAAUUAUCCUCAUUGUAAUGGACACCUUGUCAGAAAGUACACGGAAGCAGAUUUGUAUAAACAGCUGACAUACUUCUGCUACACUUUAGACACUGUACGCUGCAUUAGCAAGAUGGAGGCCGAUAAGAGAUUGGCCGUAGAUAAAGAAGUAGCAAGAAUCAGGCCUCUGGUUGAAAUGGCAGCGUCGACAGUGGAGAGCAUCCGUGAUAGAUGCGCCUACGGGUGGGUUCAGCUCAAAGACUUUGUUGUUUUAGUUUAGCUUAAAAGUGAUGGUAUUGUUAUUCUGCGCAUUGCGUUUGUGAAAUCAUAAGCCAUAUGCCAUCUGCCAUCUGAUGCUUAGUGUGAAUAUAAAGUUAUUUAGGGAUGUGUUCUUUCAUUCAUCCAGCACCUUAGUGAACUCAAUUAUAUCAUUGUAAACAAUUAUAUCAUUGUAUAUGCCAAAAUGUUGCAACUAUUAAUCAUAAUCUGAGUAUAAAUUUGAGGGUUGA
Molecule: messenger RNA, 5096 nt
Organism: Salvia miltiorrhiza (redroot sage)
Lineage: Eukaryota; Viridiplantae; Streptophyta; Magnoliopsida; Lamiales; Lamiaceae
Product: DNA polymerase alpha catalytic subunit
Exons: 31
Coding region: 131-4867 (1578 amino acids)
Biological process (GO): DNA replication; lagging strand elongation; leading strand elongation
Cellular component (GO): alpha DNA polymerase:primase complex
Molecular function (GO): purine nucleotide binding; DNA replication origin binding; single-stranded DNA binding
Source: RefSeq, a predicted model, not a curated record